CAAGUAGUUUUGAUUUUUCGUCUUCACAACUCUGGCAAGGUGAACUUCGUGCAGUGAAGUUCGUUUGGUCUCAUCCCUUUCUUCAGUCUGUAGUUACUGUCUUCUUCAACUUCAAGAUAAUAUGGCCGUGCAAGCUCCCAACCUCAGCCCCUAUGAAUUGCGACGAGAAGAAAUGAUUCGAGAGAGAAAAGCAUUCCUGAAGGAACUUUUCCCCGAGGGCGAAUUGGCGGCAUUGAAACGCGACAUUGCUCCGAAGAGACGAGCUCCGGCCAGCAAGCCACGCUCUACUCCACAAAGGUCAGCUCGUCUUCAAGGUCCGAUUCGCAGGAGUGCUCGCCUAAGCAGUGGUGGUGCAAAGAAGUCAACAAAGUAUUGCGAACUUGAGUAUGACGAGCUUCCGAAGUAUUGCUCCAGGCCGAGGAGUUCUGUGCCGGUGCCCGUUGAACUGGAUGAUGACGCUACCCAGUAUGACCCGAAAGAUUUAACUCAGAUAGCCCAGAGUACUUCAGAGAAAGUCUACGACCGAGUGGAGGGUUCCACCUGCCAUCAAUGCCGUCAGAAAACUAGGGACUUGAAAACGACAUGUCGCAACAAGCACUGUGUCGGUGUGCGUGGCCAGUUCUGUGGGCCCUGCUUACGUAAUCGCUACGGAGAAGAUGCAGCAGAGGCAUGUAAAGAUCUGACUUGGGUUUGCCCGCCGUGUCGCGACAUUUGCAACUGCAGCUUCUGUCUACCGAAGCGUGGCCGUCGACCGACUGGCAUUCUUAUACACAUUGCACGAGACAACGGCUUUGACAGCGUGCACUCGUUCUUGAAGAAAGAGUCCAGUGAAGAGUAAUGUCAUCAUCAGACCCCCACUCUCACUCCAUGAACCAAUCUCAUCUGAACUAUGACUUACUCGUGCAUGUACAUCAAGUACCCGUAUGUGCACAAUCACCUCACAGUGUGUGUGUGUGUGUGUGUGUGUGUGUGUGUGUGUGUGUGUGUGCAUGCUAUGUUACCACACUCCAUUUCACUUCACCCGUGAUAUCUUACCAUUCCCGUCCCCAAAUUGACUUGGUCCUUCAACAAACCAUUCCCCUAGGUAGCUGCAAGCACGGACACAAGCGAACAUUACAACUCCAGUUUGCAACAUUUCCAAAUUUCCUUUUUUAUUACAAUUGUUUCCAGAUUAAUAGUGUUAGAUAGUCUAGAAUUGUGUUGGUAUGUAAUUUAUAUGAUGCAAGAAUCAUACUUGCAACCGCUCAAUUCAUUUCCUAGUAUCCUACUAUUGUACAUAGCGUCCGGUCUUUGACUUACUCAAUUACAGUACUACUGCAUUCUGCUGUCUUAUCAUGGUUAGUUUGUGACAUAAUAUUGUGACCAGCAACACCGGUCGACUGCUCUCGCUCUUCCUUUCUCUAGUGUGCCUUCUUGAAUCAUUUUUUUAUCUUUGUUGUCGGUGUGCUUCCCAGUCUUUGUUCAUUCAUAUUUUUUGCAAGGCAGUCUUGUCUCAAGAAAAAUUGAUAGAAUAAAAAUAAGAAGCAUGAA
This is a messenger RNA of Sycon ciliatum, 1530 nucleotides long. RefSeq names its product cell division cycle-associated protein 7-like. Gene Ontology annotation, cellular component: nucleus. NCBI's taxonomy places the organism in Eukaryota, Metazoa, Porifera, Calcarea, Leucosolenida, Sycettidae. The transcript is spliced from 7 exons. Bases 122 to 838 code for a protein of 238 amino acids. The record is from RefSeq and is a predicted model, not a curated record. Gene Ontology annotation, biological process: regulation of DNA-templated transcription.